Thamnophis sirtalis is the source of this 2226-nucleotide messenger RNA. The record is from RefSeq and is a predicted model, not a curated record. NCBI's taxonomy places the organism in Eukaryota, Metazoa, Chordata, Lepidosauria, Squamata, Natricidae.
CUCGCUGGGUCCGGCUGGGCGCACGUGCUCCGCCUGGCUGCUAUCAGAGGAACCCGCUGCCAGCCGAAGCGAGGGGUUCCGUAGCAGCUGCGCCUUAUCCUACGGGUGGCUUUUCUUUUUUGCGCUUCCUUCUGUCGGAGCUGCCCUGCGACCAUGGCUGGGCGCCUCCUGUGGGGCUUUUGGAUCUCGGCAACCCUCGUGUACUGCGCGGGCAGCACCCGAGCGCUGGAGCUGGGUAACUCUUCGCCGCGCCGGGCCGAGAUCACCGCGCAUAGCCUGGCCGGCUUCUCCUGGACGACCGCGGCGCCCGUGGUGGAGGAAAGCUUCGGGGGUUCCAACGCUUCUCGCCCGGGAUCGCCAGGCGGGGCUGGCCGAGCGCUUUACCCGGCGUGCACCAGCCGGACGGAGAUCAAGAAUACUUUCAAAUACAUUAACACGGUGAUCGGUUGCCUGGUCUUCGUGCUGGGCAUCAUCGGCAAUUCCACCUUGCUCCGAAUCAUCUACAAGAACAAAUGCAUGAGGAACGGCCCCAACAUCCUCAUCGCCAGCCUGGCUCUGGGGGACCUGCUGCUCAUCCUCAUCGAUAUUCCCAUCAACCUGUACAAGCUUCACGCAGGAAAAUGGCCAUUUGGAGUUGAGUUGUGUAAAUUAUUCCCCUUCUUUCAAAAGACGUCUGUCGGCAUCAUAGUGUUAAGUUUAUGUGCUCUCAGUAUUGAUAGGUAUCGAGCUGUUGCUUCAUGGAGCCGUAUCAAAGGAAUUGGCGUACCAAAAUGGACAGCAAUUGAAAUUGUUUUGAUCUGGGUUGUGUCCUUUGUUUUAGCUAUUCCUGAAGCUAUAGGCUUUGAUGUUAUUACUAUGCCAUACAAUGGGGAGACGUUGUCUACUUGUUUACUUACUCCCCAACAAGAAUCAUCUUUUAUGAAGUUUUACCAGGUAGCUAAAGACUGGUGGAUUUUUGGUUUUUAUUUCUGUUUGCCACUGUUAAUCACUGCUCUUUUCUAUACUCUGAUGACCUGUGAGAUGUUAAGAAAGAAGAGUGGGAUGCAGAUAGCAUUAAAUGACCACCUGAAACAGUUUUCUGCUGGUGUUGAAUUACAUUGGAAUCAAUAUGGCAUCUUUGAAUUCCUGCAUCAACCCAAUUGCUCUCUAUUUGGUGAGCAAAAGAUUCAAAAACUGCUUUAAGUCAUGCCUUUGUUGCUGGUGUCAUUCCAAAGACAUGCUAUCCCUGGAGGAGAAACAGUCCUGCUUAAAGUUCAGAGCAAAUGACCACGGAUAUGACAAUUUCCGCUCCAGUAACAAGUACAGCUCAUCUUAAGGAAGAAAACUUGGACUCAGACUACUGUGAGAUAUUGCCAGGCUGUAAAGACGAGGACAGUUAAGCUGAAGACAACAGAUUCUGCAUCGUAGAGGAAAUUGAGCUAUCUGGGAAGGAAGUUUGAUAUUUUCACAGAAAUCUAAAUAUUUACUGAGCACACGAACAUCUUAACCAUGCCCAGUGUUCCUAAUCAUUUGAGUCAAUGUUACUGGGGGUUUGGGGAGGAACUACAGUUGUUUAAGCACUUAAAUACUUCAAAACAGUCAUUGCCAAAUCAUUCAUGAAUCCUGUACAUGAAAUAAUUGUUUUCACCAAGGAGCCCAAUUAAUAAUUCUUAAUAUAGAAUUAUAUGAUGAUUAUGUUUUGGGCAAUACCAACCCAUCUCUAUUAUUUUUUUAAAAAAGUUUUACUUGCCUGUAAAAUUCAUAGGUAAGUAUAUAAGUGUAAAAUUUCAUUCCACCUGAAAUGUGUAGGUUGUAGCACGGUGCAUCCAGGACAUGGAUCAUGCUGGUAUAAAAUAGAAUCAGUAAGAAUUUUUCCCAUAGCGGUGAAGGAACUUAAAGAGUCACAAUCAGUCCUAAAGCAAUUUAGAUUUUUUUUUUACAGUAAACUUUUCAUCUGGAGUGAUAAAUGAACUUUUUAAAGGCUGGAAAAAUGGCCCUCAGCCAUUAAUAUCUGGGUUGCCUCCAGCUCUACUUAAGGUUUUAGGGAUAAUCUUGCACUGCUUGAGAUCCCCAAUGGUGUACAUGGCCCUUCUGGAAGUCAUCAGAGGAUUGGCUUCUAGGCCCUACUUUAAACAAGCAGCACUCUUUGGCAUGAUGUGGCACAAGCUGUGGAGGACCAAGCAAUGCAAAAACAGGCAGCAUUAGUAUGGCAUGAGUGCAACACAUGAUACCAACUUUAGAAUUAAU